Messenger RNA from Blastocystis hominis, 1714 nucleotides. RefSeq lists its product as hypothetical. The record is from RefSeq and is a predicted model, not a curated record. Bases 1 to 1668 code for a protein of 555 amino acids. Gene Ontology annotation, cellular component: cytosol. Gene Ontology annotation, molecular function: phosphomannomutase activity; protein binding. Gene Ontology annotation, biological process: GDP-mannose biosynthetic process; protein N-linked glycosylation; mannose metabolic process. The transcript has 10 exons. NCBI's taxonomy places the organism in Eukaryota, Bigyra, Opalinata, Blastocystidae.
AUGCAGAGUUCGAUCCAGUCUAUCCCUUCUGGACAUCGGGAAUUCAUAAGUGAUACUGCUUUUGACUAUUAUGGGAAAAGACUUGUUUCAGCGUCGGCAAAUGGCCAUCUAAGGGUUUGGAACGAGGUAGAUGGAGAGUUUAAGCUCCAAACCGAGAUUGAGGCGUACUCGUCCUUAAUCAGUCGAGUGGACUGGGCACACCCUGUUUUUGGGCAGUUAUUUGCUGCUUGCUUUCACAACGACACGGUCGUAAUAUAUCAGGAGUGCAUUGAUUGCAAUAAGCGCAAGGAAUGGAAGGAACGUUGCCAGAUAUCUACCUCCAACACAUCUCCACUGGAUAUCGCAUUUAGUCCGAGUUUUUUCGGGCUGAAUCUAGCAAUUUGUUAUAAAGACGGAUCUGUGUCGAUUUACAGUCCAACGGACCCGUUUCAGCUUCGAGAGUGGCAAUGUGACUCCUGGUUUCAUACGAACAAGGAGAUUCACUGCCUUUCGUGGUGCAAAUCACGAGACAAGCCGAUGAGCUUGGUGAUCGGCACGGAUACUGACGCAGAGAUCUGGCGUUUGGGAAGUUCCAACAAAUGGGAGUUGCUGCACUACCUUCCGGACCACGGAGGAACCGUGCGUAAUGUGGCGUGGAGCAACAGCUUAGGAAAGGAUUACGAAACGAUUGCGACAGCAUGUUCGGACGGAUGCAUUCGCAUUUUCAAGGUAACAAAGGAGGGUUGCUCGUUAAUAACCACACUGCGAGAUCAUGAAUGUGAUGUGUGGAGGAUUGAAUGGAAUACUACUGGAACUGUGCUGGCCUCGAGUGGGGACGAUAACAAGGUGCGAUUGUGGAAAGAGCGAUUUGAUGGAUCCUGGACCUGCGUUAAGGAAAUUGGUUCUGAGAGUGUGUAUUUUGUUUGUUACAAAAUUGUUUCAGUUUCUAUGGAUCCUUCCCCCAAAAAGGUCAUUGCGUUGUUUGAUGUGGAUGGAACGCUUUCUGAAAGUAGAAAGGUGGCACCUCCAGAGAUCCCAGCAUUCUUGAAAAAGCUUCUGACGAAGGUAGACGUUGGUAUUGUUGGAGGUUCCGACUUAUCGAAGCAGCAAGAGCAAUUAGGGAAAGAUAUUACCACCUAUGUAACCUACUCCUUUUCUGAAAACGGUUUAGUCGCUUACCAUAAUGGAAAAGAGUUUCAUCAUACGUUUUUGACGGACGUGUACUCAAAUGAGAAGCUCAACAAGUUCAUCAACUUUGUGUUACGUUAUCUUAGUGAGUUGGAUAUUCCUGUGAAGCGAGGUACGUUCAUUGAAUUCCGAUCGGGCAUGAUUAACAUUUGUCCGAUCGGUCGUAAUUGUACCCAAUCCGAGCGUGAUGCAUUUGGUCUUUACGACCAAGAGCAUCAUAUCCGCGAAAAAAUGGUCGCGACCCUGGAAAAGGAGUUCCCCGAUUACAACUUUGUCUAUCUAAUUGGCGGCCAGAUUUCGUUCGACGUGGUUCCCAAAGGCUGGGACAAAACGUACUGCCUUCAGUUCCUGGGCGAUUACGAUGAAAUUCAUUUCUUUGGGGAUAAAACAGGUCCAAAAGGAAACGACUACGAGAUUUUCACGGAUCCCAGAACGAUUGGGCAUACGGUGACAGGACCAUUCGAUACGAUUAAGCAGUGUGAAGAGCUGUUCUUUCACUGAUGACUUUGUGAAGACUUAUGAAUGGAAGGGAACUUCUUUGUGAGUC